Molecule: messenger RNA, 3899 nt
Organism: Brassica rapa (field mustard)
Lineage: Eukaryota; Viridiplantae; Streptophyta; Magnoliopsida; Brassicales; Brassicaceae
Product: polygalacturonase
Biological process (GO): carbohydrate metabolic process
Molecular function (GO): polygalacturonase activity
Source: RefSeq, a predicted model, not a curated record
UCGUUCGGAAAAUCGAAUAAUAUCACUCCUGAAUAAUUUGUUUACUUUUGUUUUGACACUUCUAAGCUUGGAGCCACCUUUAAAUGACUUUAGACGACAACGAGAAGAAGAUAAUUGAUUUCAUUUUCUAUAUUUGGUGGCGUAGGUAAUUGUCUUUUAGAGUAGCCAUACAUAUUAUAAAAGACCUAGACUUGAUGUCCCUCUACAUGGUGGACCUCUUGUACGUUGGAUCAGUCUCUUUUAAGCAGCUACUACCUCCAAUUGAACAAUCUCCUUCUACUAUAGCCAUGAUGGUUCCAGAACGAGCCGCAACUUUAAAAUUGUCCCGAUUGUAUAAUGUUACGUGGAUUAUUAGGAAGUUGGAGAUUUCUUGAUGCCUUAUUUUAACUUUUGUGAUUUUUAGUAGAAUUCGUAGUAUGUAUGUUGUAGAUACAAUACAAGGGUGUGGACGUAUGUGACCUGAUAAAUGUAUUUAUGUUUGAAUGAUUGCAUAGAUUAAUACUGGAUGUGUGUAUAUUAUAUAAUGUGCAUGUAUAGUGUGUGUCUACGUACGUAGGAGCUUCUUUUGCGCCACUGUACUAAAAAAUUAGCCAAAUCUACCUAUGGCAAAAAAAAUUAGGGUCAGAGUUCAGAUUACCGGAUUAGGUAAAAAAAGUUCAUACCAAUAAACGUACAUAAUUAUGAAAUUUUUUUUUGAUAUAUAGAAUCCAAACCUUUGAGUGUGAGAGAUUUGUUUUCACACCAUAAUGCAAUAUAUCAUUCAAAUUUUUGUUUAUAACUAAGAGGAAUAUCACUGAAAAUACUUGAAAACAUGAACUGCUGGUCAUGAUAGGCUUACCGCUUACAAAGUUUAGCAUGAUUGAUACAAUAUAAUUUUCGUAAGCCUUGGGGAAACAUAUCACUAUAGUAAUCACGAAAGUUGAUCAUAACCUAAGAUUUACAUUAAUAGUUAUUUGCGGAACGCCAAAUAAGAUGGAGAGAUAUUUGGGAUCUUCCGAUCUUGAAUCAAACAUAAACUCAACAUUAGGGCUGUUCGUUUGGUUGCCGCUGGUACCGGCGGCAGCGGCAGCGUCAACAUUUUGCGUCAACUCUUGUUCGUUUCGUUGACGCAGGAAGCUGCGUCUGACGCCGCGUCUGAACGCCGCGUCCUGCGGCUGACGCCGAUAAAACCUGCGGUCGCGAUAUAGUAUGCGGCAGCGUCAGCGGCAGCGGCAGCGUCUGCGAAACGAACAAAAACUGUUUUCAUUGACGCUGCCGCCGCCGCUGAUGCUGCCGCCGCCGCUGACGCUGUCGCCGCCGCUGCCGCCAGACGCUGCGGCAACCAAACGAACAGGGCUAUUAUAGAACAUGCGACAUGCUUGUUUCUUCUUAUGGUUUAAUCCGAUAUAAUAUUCUUAACUUUCUUGAUCCUAAUAAUACGGCAUGAGGCAAUAAAUGUGUUGUGUUUAACAAACAUCACAUUAUUUCUGAAAUGUUGACGUGCAUGUGAUUAGCAUCCCCUCAAAAAUCCUUACGAUAUUAUUGGCCAGUUUCUUCUCCGGUUUCUCCUCCACUUGUCACGUUUCCCACUCAUAUGUUUGGCUCCGUAUGACCCGUACAUUAUUUUUUUCCUUAAUUCACUAAUAUACGGUAUACUAAUAUGCAUGGAUCCAUACAUUCUUCAUUGCUUUUGAAUAAUGAGGAUCGUGUAACGUUUGAUUGAUUAUUUUUAAGAUAAUUAUAGCAAAAUCGGUUACUUGCCCGUCUGAGUCGUCACAUGCAUUGAUAUUAUGUCCCCUAUCAUCAACAUGCACUGACACUUCCCUGACCAUUCCACUUGCUUUUACAGUUAUCCAAUCAGAAUACAACAUAAUUAUUAAGUUUAUGUAUGAACAUUUCCGUAACCAACAUUUUUAGGUUCUAAUAAGCAUUUUAUGAAAUGAAAAUGAACACAAAAGUAUAGUAUAGACAAUGCCGUUUUGCCCGUACAUGAAAUUCAUUUUAUGAAAUCAACCAUCUUUUUUUUUUGAUAAAAAAGUACCAUCUUAUAAAUGACCAUAUGCUCAUGAUUUUUUUUAGCAAUAUUCAUCUAGAAGUUACAACAUCUAAUUUCCAGUACAUUACUUAUAUCAUGAUAAACGAUUUAAACCGACAAAAACUUGAAAUAACUAAAAGUGGUACCACUUGUAAUAUUCUGAUAUUUGACAAAAAAAUGUUCUCAGUUGCGUUGACAAAAGAAAUAAAUUCCAAUCUCUCGUGUGAUGAUAUACCAAAUACAACAAGAAGUAUACAUGUAUAUAUGUAUAUAUCCAGGCCACUAAUUAAUACAUAUAUAUUCGAAUUAAAAAAAACAUCUCAUAACACGCCAAGACUAUAUAAACCCUCCACUAAACCGUUUCAAAUCCACACACCCCACCUCUAGUAUUCAACUUCUCUCUCAAAACAAUGCCUUCUCCAGUUCUCAUAAUUCUCCUCUUAACUCUCUCGAUCUCAUUGUCCUCAGCUCAGACCUACAACAUUCUAUCUUACGGAGCCAAACCGGACGGUAAAACCGACUCUACCAAGGCCUUAGCCGCCGUCUGGGCCAAAGCCUGCGCCUCAGUCAAGGCAGUCACCAUAUCUAUCCCUAAAGGACGGUUUUUAUUAAGAAGCAUUGUAUUUGAUGGAGCCAAGUGUAAACGCAAGUCAGUCACGUUCCGCAUCCAAGGUACACUUGUGGCUCCGUCGGAUUAUAGAGUCAUUGGUAACGGAAACUACUGGAUUUUCUUCCAGCAUCUCGACGGCCUCUCCGUCUACGGUGGAGUUCUUGACGCUCAGGGAGCUUCUCUAUGGUCUUGCAAGAAGUCCGGCAAGAAUUGCCCUAGUGGUGCUACGAGCAUAGGGUUUCAGAGCUCAAGCAACGUGGUGAUCUCAGGGCUAACGUCACUCAACAGUCAGAUGUUUCACGUCGUGAUUAACGGCUGCCGUAACGUAAAUAUACAAGGAGUCAAAGUUUCUGCUGAUGGAAACAGUCCAAAUACUGACGGCAUCCACGUCCAAUCAUCCUCCAUCGUCUCCAUCCUCAACUCAAAAAUAUCCACCGGCGAUGAUUGUGUAUCCAUCGGUCCUGGAACUAAUGGCCUCUGGAUCGAAAACGUUGCUUGUGGCCCUGGCCAUGGUAUCAGCAUUGGGAGCUUGGGAAAAGAAAGUGUGGAGGCAGGUGUACAGAACGUAACAGUAAAAACGGCUACGUUUACAGGAACAGAGAAUGGGGUGAGAAUAAAGUCAUGGGCCAGGCCCAGUAAUGGAUUCGCUAAGAACAUCCGUUUCCAGCAUUGCGUCAUGAACAACGUACAGAACCCAAUAGUCAUUGACCAAAACUACUGUCCUGGCAACGAAAAUUGCCCUAACCAGGUUUCUGGAAUAAAAAUCAGCGAUGUAAUGUUCUUCGACAUCCACGGGACAUCAGCGACACAAGUUGGAGUGAAAUUUGACUGUAGCUCAAAGAAGCCGUGUACCGGAAUCAGACUUCAAGACGUGAAGCUAACAUACCGGAAUAAACCGGCAAUGGCAGAUUGUAGCCAUGCAGGAGGAACUGAGGCUGGGUUUCAACAGCCCAACAGUUGUCUAUGACCAGACAAAAUAAUAUUUAUAUUUGUCUUGCGUCGUGACAUGUAAGUAACGUCGUCGCUUCUAUAUAUUCUUUUACGACCCUAUUCGUGCUUGUUGGGAACGUGGCGAAUGUGGCUAAUUUAUCGGCCAAAUAGAACUUGGUGCCUUGUUGUAUUGCUUGGCACGAAGAACAACCUUUGUUGCGUUGUCUUUUAAUUGUUUCGUUUUGUAUCAACUCAUUUUUAUUAAUAGAAAACGGUACGAAAAAAUUUGGACCUUAUCUAUGUGUGAGAACUCUUUAAUUCAGUUGUUUAACUAAGAGUUCAUUU